Ipomoea nil (Japanese morning glory) is the source of this 618-nucleotide messenger RNA. RefSeq names its product F-box/kelch-repeat protein At3g23880-like. Gene Ontology annotation, molecular function: protein binding. The coding region runs from base 1 to 618 and encodes 205 amino acids. Lineage: Eukaryota; Viridiplantae; Streptophyta; Magnoliopsida; Solanales; Convolvulaceae. The transcript has a single exon. The record is from RefSeq and is a predicted model, not a curated record.
AUGUACGUACAAAUUGAUAUCAUUUGCCAGAUACUUUUGAAGUUGAAGGUAGAAGUUCUCAUCCGAUGUCAAUGCGUAUGCAAAGAAUGGCGUUCCACAAUACAAAACCCCAAUUUCAAGCUCUCCUACCGCGGGCAAAGGCGAGUGCUGGCUGCGGCGGCGGAGGCGGAGGCGGAGGCGGAGUCCGGCAGCAGCUUAGCCUUUACAUCCAUAACCAACAGUAGUCUCCGCAUUAAAACCCUAUUCCAGGUCAGUCUUGACACGACGACGUUUCCCCCGCUAUAUCGUUGGUGGUCUGGUGUUUGGUGCUCUUGCAACGGGCUGGUGCUUUUCUCCGUGCGAAAACAUAUUUUGUUGUGGAAUCCCUCCACUCGGUGCUGCAUAAAAGUGCUUGAUCUUCCACUUUUGAACAACACGAUCCCUAUGGAGGUCGUGUCGGGGCUAUGUUACGUCUCGUCCACCGGAGAUUACAAGGUUGUUCUGUUAUUCCGCUUUGGCUUUGAUGGCGGCAAUGUUGUGGUUGCCAGCCUCAAGAACAAAGAGUGGCAAAAGGUUCCAUUUCCUUAUGACGCAUACUCCGCUAGAGACGGCGUUAACUUUCACAACACCCUCCAUUGA